GGGAAACCUCUGCACGCCCUCCCCAUCUGCUCCUGGUCGCCUCCUCGGAGCCGGCCGCCCAAGGUGCAUCCCGACUUGCUCAGCUCCACGCGACCCAGAUUCCUGCCCCGCCCCCGCCCCUCCCGCGCCCGCAGCCAGUGCGGCAGCCGCGGCAGCCUCUGUCCAGCUUCGGCGCCAGAGACCAACCGCGUCGAUUAGGGCCGCGAAGCGCGCCGCCCGAACGCUGGAAGAAGCAGAGAUGGAGACCGCCCUACUGAGCGCUGGGAGCUGCUGAGCCUUUUACUGUCAAAAGCUCAGUUCACACUUACUUAGACAAAAGCAGAUUUGGAAGUACGGUUUGCCUAGCAUCUGGAUAGUCAACAGAGGCACAAUGAAGCACUUCUUGAGGAUUUCUUCAAGCAAGAAUUGACUUUCAUUAGCACAUUCAUUGAAAUUGUUCAAAAUAAGCCACUUUUCUCUUAUUUUUCCAAAAGAAGACAUCUGAGUCACAAAUUUAAGAUGAUGGAGUAGUUUGCACUACAGGUACCCACUCCCCUCACCUUCAGGCAAGGAGCCACACGGUUGUAGAAUGUUGAUCCAGGUGUGCCUGUAUUUUUACUGUAAGUUUUUGUGGCGCUGCCUGAAGUUUGUAAUGAGGAAGCUAACUGGAAGAUGUGAACUGCAGCGGAUCUGCUACAAUACCAAACCUGGAGCUUCUAGAACCAUGAAGAUUGAAACAUCACUGAGGGAUUCUAAAAGUAAGCUGUUGCAGACUUCAGUGAGUGUUCACCCUGAUGCCAUUGAAAAAACUAUAGACGACAUCAUGGAACUGAAAAAAAUUAAUCCCGACAUAAAUCCACAGUUGGGAAUCUCUCUUCAGGCUUGCCUUCUUCAAAUCGUUGGUUACAGAAACCUUAUCGCAGAUGUGGAAAAACUGCGCAGGGAACCUUAUGAUUCUGAUAAUCCCCAACAUGAAGAAAUGCUUUUGAAGUUAUGGAAAUUCCUGAAGCCUAAUACUCCACUGGAAUCUCGCAUUUCUAAGCAGUGGUGUGAAAUAGGUUUCCAAGGUGACGAUCCUAAGACAGAUUUUCGAGGAAUGGGACUUCUGGGACUAUACAAUUUGCAGUAUUUUGCAGAAAGGGAUUCUACAGCAGCUCAGCAGGUCCUCUCUGACUCUCUUCAUCCAAAAUGCAGGGAUAUCACUAAGGAUGAAAUAAGCAAAUUCAGCAAAACAGAAUGGGAGAAGAAAAGGAUGGAUAAAGCAAUUGGGUACUCAUUUGCAAUUGUGGGCAUCAAUAUAACUGAUCUGGCAUAUAAUCUACUGGUCAGUGGAGCACUAAAAACCCACUUCUACAACAUCGCUCCAGAAGCUCCAACAUUGUCUCACUUCCAACAAACGUUCUGCUAUUUGAUGCAUGAAUUUCACAAGUUUUGGAUUGAAGAAGAUCCCAUGGACAUAAUGGAAUUUAAUCGUGUGAGGGAGAAAUUCCGCAAGAGGAUCAUAAAACAGCUGCAAAAUCCAGACAUGGCACUGUGCCCGCAUUUUGCUGCCUCUGAAGGUUUAAUCAACAUGUAGUCACCCACGCUGAUUUUAAUGGAUACCCUGGAACACUGCCUCAUUGUCGUGUUAGGUCUCUGCUUAGGUCACAGCUCAUUCACUGAAUGCACACAGUGAUUAUAUGCAUGCCUUUUGAUACAGUAUUUUCAUCUCUUGGUCAUAAUUCCAAGAUCCCCAAAUAUCACUAUUUCUGGACUAUCUGUCCUCCAGUGACUGCUCAUAUUAUGGCAUUAUACAGUGUUACAUCUUGCCUUGACACCCAGGUAUGGAAAGAGUUUUCUAUUUUUUUAAAUUUUUUCCUCCCCCUCAUAACUCAACAUUAAAGACUUGUAUUUCACUAGCUGUAUUUUGUAUGUAAGAGGUUUAGCUGAAUCUUGUUCUGUGAAAGCCUUUUAAUUUAUUGAUAUGUUUCAUGACUACUGCUGCUAGCUUUUCAAGCCAGGUUCAUGCUUGGACCUCAUUUCUGAUAAAGUAUAAGACUUUAACAUAAUACAGACAGACACAUGAUAAGCCAAACUCUUCCUGCAAACCUAGCUGUGCUUCACAAAAAUGUAAUGAGGCUUACAAGAAGUAACUUUAGGUAGGAGCUGUUUUUGUGUGAAGUUCUGCAGAAUUAUUUUGUAACUUAAUUCCAGUUGCAAUUGUAUCAUGGUCAUCUGGUGAUCAAAUGAUUUUUUUUUUAUUCUCAUAAUUUCACUGGCUUGGAUGUCUAAAUAUGUUCAUGAUUCUUGGAGCCUCAGAAGAGAAGUAAGCCAAUUUCAAAAGCUGCAAAAGGUUUUUCACUGCCCUCCUCUUCUUGCUGAACUCAGAGUUAUCCCCCAGCACUGUUCUGAUCCAAGCAUCUUUGCUUGGGGAACUGAGUGCUGACUGGUUUGUUUUCUAUGUCAAUGGGCAAUAUUAAAAAACAAUUUGCAAGAAAAUGUGUUGCAAGAGAGAAACCAAAACUAUGUCAUUCUGCAAUAUUUCUUGAAAAUAAUGAUCUUAUCAGUGGAAGAAGUAAAUUGCUUGGAAAAAGUAAAGUGAAAUCAUUCCAAAACUGCUAAAAAUCAUUUCAAAAAAUGUGAUUUAGUUUGGAAUUAUGAUUGUAGUCUGUUGAAUAGUAUUUACCAUGGCAUUUCAUACCCAUGGUAUUUUAUACUUUCAGACUAUCAAUUUUAGUAUUAUUAGAUGUUUGUGUAAUCACUUGCUUAUUUAAAUGAAUUUUGAGUACUGCCUGUCAGAUAUAUGAAUAAAUUACAUGUCAUUCUACUGUAA
Messenger RNA from Marmota monax (woodchuck), 2791 nucleotides. RefSeq names its product ELMO domain containing 1 (gene Elmod1). Lineage: Eukaryota; Metazoa; Chordata; Mammalia; Rodentia; Sciuridae. Gene Ontology annotation, molecular function: GTPase activator activity. The record is from RefSeq and is a predicted model, not a curated record. The transcript has 13 exons. Bases 569 to 1555 code for a protein of 328 amino acids.